Molecule: messenger RNA, 573 nt
Organism: Physcomitrium patens
Lineage: Eukaryota; Viridiplantae; Streptophyta; Bryopsida; Funariales; Funariaceae
Product: large ribosomal subunit protein eL38z/eL38y
Biological process (GO): protein-RNA complex assembly; translation
Cellular component (GO): ribosome; cytosolic large ribosomal subunit
Molecular function (GO): structural constituent of ribosome
Source: RefSeq, a predicted model, not a curated record
GGCCUCAGUCUUUCUUUUGCAGCUGCGGAGGUCUCUGGGCCGCCAUCACCACGCCCUCUUCCUCUUCUUCGAAGUAGACAGACAAUCAGCGAUUUUGCGAUCAUGGGGAAGCAAAUCAGCGAGAUCAAGGACUUCUUGCUCACGGCCCGGCGCAAGGACGCCCGGAGCGUCAAAAUCAAGCGCUCCAAGGAUGUCGUCAAGUUUAAAGUCAGGUGCAAGAAGUACCUCUACACUCUCUGUGUCUUCGACACCGAGAAGGCCGACAAGUUGAAGCAGUCCCUGCCUCCCGGCCUCACUGUCCAAGAAUUGUAGGGAGGGUUGGGUAUGUGUGUUCCUUCCUCGCUUUUGUGCUUGCGUUAUAGAACCGGCACUGGGAGAAGAAAGCGAAAACAAGCUGAUUAGGGUUUUCUGGCUUGGUGGUGAGUCGGAAUGGGUAGCUUACUCGGUGUGGGAGGCAGGCUCGAGGGUGGUUCUGGAGGCUCGUGGGUUCACUCUUCUGCCCUCGUGUAUCUUUUGUACUCGGGAAACGUUAUCUGAAUGUUAUGGAAUUCUAUUAACAUGUUUUGUUUGGUA